Molecule: messenger RNA, 3510 nt
Organism: Octodon degus (degu)
Lineage: Eukaryota; Metazoa; Chordata; Mammalia; Rodentia; Octodontidae
Gene: Mapkap1
Product: mitogen-activated protein kinase associated protein 1
Exons: 13
Coding region: 511-2079 (522 amino acids)
Biological process (GO): TORC2 signaling
Cellular component (GO): cytoplasm; TORC2 complex; plasma membrane
Molecular function (GO): phosphatidylinositol-4,5-bisphosphate binding
Source: RefSeq, a predicted model, not a curated record
UGUGGUUCCGGGUCGUGGUGCGACUCGGGGCACUAGGGCUACAUCUCGCCCGGCUGGCGGCGGCGAGCCGCGGGGGCAUGAGGGCGAGCCCGGGAAGCAGCCGCUGAGCGGCCGGUGGGAGCGCCCGUCCUUGAGGAUCCUGAGCGUGCAGCGUUCGGGGCAGGGCCGGGAGGCGUGAGGGAGCCGGGCCCUCGCCUCGGGAACGUGGCCGGGCCGACCCGGCCCGUAGUGUGGAAGCAGCUUCAGUGUGCACACCUGCAAGUUGCUGGGGUCCUGAGGUUUGCCAGUAGCCUUUCGCAUUCAGCUCUGUGUUCAUGCCUGCCUUCAACUACUGUGUGCCCCACACUGCACUUCUCCUCCUCUACAUCUUCUGAUCUGGCUGUGGCUAUCUGUCCAGUUAUGCUUACAAAGAUCCCCACUGUGAUCCCUUACUCUAGAUAGGUAGGUGAGCUCGUGAAACAAUAUGAAGAGGAGAAAAUAGCCUUUUAAGGAAGUUGGCCCACAGAAAGAAUGGCCUUCUUGGACAAUCCAACUAUCAUUCUAGCUCAUAUUCGACAGUCACAUGUGACCAGUGAUGACACGGGAAUGUGUGAGAUGGUUCUCAUUGAUCAUGAUGUUGACCUAGAGAAGAUUCAUCCUCCUUCAAUGCCUGGAGACAGUGGGUCAGAAAUUCAGGGAAGCAAUGGUGAGACUCAGGGCUAUGUGUAUGCCCAGUCAGUCGAUAUUACCUCAAGUUGGGACUUUGGUAUUAGAAGACGCUCAAACACAGCUCAAAGAUUAGAACGACUCCGAAAAGAGAGACAAAACCAGAUCAAAUGCAAAAAUAUUCAGUGGAAAGAAAGAAAUUCUAAGCAAUCAGCCCAGGAGUUGAAGUCACUAUUUGAAAAAAAAUCACUCAAAGAGAAACCCCCAAGUUCUGGAAAACAGUCCAUAUUAUCUGUCCGCCUGGAGCAGUGCCCUCUGCAGCUGAACAACCCCUUUAAUGAGUAUUCCAAAUUUGAUGGCAAGGGUCAUGUAGGCACAACUGCAACCAAGAAGAUCGAUGUCUACCUCCCCCUGCACUCGAGCCAGGACAGAUUGCUGCCAAUGACCGUGGUGACAAUGGCCAGCGCCAGAGUGCAGGACCUCAUUGGGCUCAUCUGUUGGCAGUAUACAAGCGAAGGACGGGAGCCAAAGCUCAAUGACAAUGUCAGUGCAUAUUGUCUGCAUAUUGCUGAGGAUGAUGGGGAGGUGGACACUGAUUUCCCCCCACUGGAUUCCAAUGAGCCCAUUCAUAAGUUUGGCUUCAGUACGUUGGCCCUGGUUGAAAAGUAUUCAUCUCCUGGUCUGACAUCCAAAGAGUCGCUCUUUGUUCGAAUAAAUGCUGCUCAUGGAUUCUCCCUUAUUCAGGUGGACAACACAAAGGUCACCAUGAAGGAAAUCUUGCUUAAGGCAGUGAAGCGAAGAAAAGGAUCUCAGAAAAUUGCAGGCCCCCAGUACCGCCUGGAGAAGCAGAGUGAGCCCAAUGUCGCCGUGGACCUGGAGAGCACACUGGAGAGCCAGAGCGCGUGGGAGUUCUGCCUGGUCCGCGAGAACAGUUCAAGGGCAGACGGAGUUUUUGAGGAGGAUUCACAAAUUGACAUAGCUACAGUACAGGAUAUGCUCAGCAGCCAUCAUUACAAGUCAUUCAAAGUCAGCAUGAUCCACAGACUCCGAUUCACAACUGACGUGCAGCUAGGUAUCUCUGGAGACAAAGUCGAGAUAGACCCUGUUACGAAUCAGAAAGCCAGCACUAAGUUUUGGAUUAAGCAGAAACCCAUCUCAAUCGAUUCUGACCUGCUCUGUGCCUGUGACCUUGCUGAAGAAAAAAGCCCCAGUCACGCAAUAUUUAAACUAACGUAUCUAAGCAAUCACGACUAUAAGCACCUCUACUUUGAAUCUGAUGCUGCUACCGUCAAUGAAAUUGUGCUCAAGGUUAACUACAUCCUGGAAUCACGAGCAAGCACUGCCCGGGCUGACUAUUUUGCUCAGAAACAAAGAAAACUGAACAGACGUACGAGCUUCAGCUUCCAGAAGGACAAGAAAUCAGGGCAGCAGUGACACUGGCCUCCGCCCCCAACCUGUCAUUGCAGCUCAGAGCCCACCUGCCAGGGCCAGGUGGCCUUAGAGCCCACUCCAAGCCCUGCAGUGCCCUGGGAGGCUAGCCUUGGGCUCAGAGCACAGUCCUAGGGCACCAUGGGGAAGGUGUGCAAGGGCACGUAGGCUGCUGUGCAGGGGACCUGAUGUGGGACCGCAGUGGCUUUGAGCAGCGACACGCAGGGGCCAGGCCACCCCCAGGAGCCACAGGCCACUCGACCAUCUCCACUGCGUGAUGACCCUGCCCAAGGCUGCCCAUAGCCACCUGGACAUUUCCUUGCAACUUGAUCAAAUUUCUUAAAUGAAGAACAAAAGUGUACAUUUCUUUUUUUUCUUUCUUUCUUUCUUUUUUUUUUUGCUUUUUAAUAAACAGGUAUACUCUACCAUGGUUGGUAUGGUGGACCAUUCUUUGGGGUGGAGGAUUGAUUAUGUUAUUCCCUUUAAAAUCUGUUCCCAUAUUGAACAGGCAGAUUGGAAAGGCUAUGGUUCGAUUUCACAGAAGAAAUGUUUAGGGUUUAGUCAGUAGUUUUAACUAUGCCAUUUGUUUAAAUGAGUGCAUUUGCUUCGAGGAUAGUGCCAUACUGAAAGGAACCAGGACCUGGCGCUGUGUCCAGGGCUGCGUCGUCUUCCCCUAGAUGCCCUCGCCCCUUGAUGGCCCAGCACCUCCAGCUUCACAGAUGGGAGGACAGGGGUGACAGCUGCUCUUCAGGUCAUGCCAAGCCAGCCACUGUGGUCUUUCUGUCUCUUCACAGCAAGUGUAAGUUUCAGCCAACAGGCCUGCACUUGGCUUCUCUGGCCUGGGGUCCCAGCUCUGCUGCCCCUGCAGGACCUGGCUCCUGCAGCCUUCCUCACCACACAUGCCCCAUGGGAGCCAGCGGGCGGCUGCUGUCCACUGUCGCAGAGAAAAGAAGCAGAAGGAACCGUGUCCCCAGCAACCUGUUCCACGGUGGGAAAAGACGGGCUGGGGCCCCUGAUACCACACCUCUGGCCACACCAGAUGCCUCUACGGGCCUCACCAAGGUCCCUCCCAUGGUGAUGUCCGUAAGUACUGUCCCUGGCCGGGGCCAAAGGCCAGGUGUCUCACCAAGGACAUGCAUUUAAAACAUUUUUUAAAUCAUUGUACAAGAAGAGAUGUGUCUGAACGGCAUCUCAAAGUAAGUGUAUUUCUUUGCACAGGGAACCUUUUAAUGACUUCCUCUCUCAUUCUGCCCUUGUCAGCCAGCAGGAGCACCCUUUUCUAAUGUCUUCCACCCCUACCCUCCAGAAACAAAAGAAAUAUUAUUUGUAGCUUGCUAUCUGUAUUUGAAUUUUUAGCAAUUUUAUAUUUAGAUACCUUUGAAAAAUGUAAGUGACUAAUUUGGUCAUUAAAUCUUGUGACAUAUUCAAUAUUAAAAU